AUGGAAACCACAACAGUUUCACGCCCCGCCUCAUCGCCACAACUGUUUCGGCUCCUGAGCCAAGGCGCCAUGCUCGUCUCCAUGAUGGCCACCCUCAUCUUUUCGCUCUUCUGGACCAGCACUGUAUCUGAACACCAGAGCGAGCAGGAGCCCCUUUUGGAAGACAAAAAACAGCAGCAGCAGCAGCUACAGCAGGAGGAACAUGAGUCCGAUACCGAGCAGUCGGACGAGGAAAUCCAGACCCCCACUGUCUCCCUGUUCCCCUCCAUCUCCAAUCUCCAGAAGCUCGACGACGAUACAAAGUCCCCCAAGCCCUGUGCCACAGACACCUACUUUGGUAUGCUGCCCAUGGUCAACCCACAGGGCGACGUUGUGGGAUGGGACGUGUGUGACAACACCGCCGCUCUGCAGACCUCGCAGAUGCCCUUUGACCUCGACAUGAUGUACUCCAUGGACUCUCUCAGCGACUUUUCCUCCGUGCCCGACUCCUUCUUCAUGGGUGGAAUCAACAUGCCUGUCGCCGACGCCAAGCUCAUGCGACGAGCAGGCCCCGAGCGAAAGAGAUCGUCCGUCACUUCCUACACUCCGUACGAACGACGACCCAGUGUCAAGCAGCAGCAGAUUGUCGCUCAGCAGCAGCAGCAACAGCCCCUGACCCAGGACCUGCUCUUCGACCUUGGCGACUUCCCCUCUGCCGACGACCUGUCUCCUCUAUCCCACUCUUCCUACACUGAGUCUACCCUCUCAUCGCCCAAGUUCCAGAUGCCCAUGGGUCUUCAGCAGCAGCAGCAUCAGCAGAUUUCUCAGCAUCUGAACAACACCCAGCAGAUGCGUCAGCAGGUGUCUCAACAGCAACACAUGACUCAGCAGCAGCACAUGACUCAGCAGCAGCAGCUCUUCUACACCGAGUCUCCUCAGUCGGAAGCUCUGGACUUUGAGACCUUUGACAGAGUCGACCGGUUUUCAUCGUCGUCGUCUUUGGAGUCCCCCCAGGCUCUCGACUACCUGGUCCAGGAGCAUGCUCCUGUCGCCACCAUGCAGCAGCCCCAGCAACAACCUCAGCGCCUGGAACAGCCCCAGCACAUGGAGCAACCCCAGACCCACCAGACACAGCCUAUCGACUUCUACCAGAUUUCUUCUCAACAUCAACAGCAACAUCAGGCCCCCGUCGUCACCCUGUCGCCCCCCGCGUCGUCUCGAUCUUCUUCUCCUUACUCGGUGUCCAACUCUGGCUCCGCUGGUGAGGAGGGCGACGACGCCCCCAAGUUUGUGUGUCCUCACUGCGAUUCCACGUUCCGAAUCCGGGGAUACCUUACCCGACACCUCAAAAAGCAUUCUGAGAAGAAGGCCCACACAUGCCCCUUCUACGACUGCACCGCCGAGAUGCCCUGCCAUCCAUCGGGCGGCUUUUCACGACGAGACACUUACAAAACUCAUCUCAAGGCCCGGCAUUUCAUCUACCCUCCUGGAACCAAGUCUGCUCAGCGAUCGACUACGUCCGGCACCUGUUCGGGCUGUGGCGAGAUGUUUGAGUCCAACGAGACCUGGAUUGAGGAGCACAUUCAUAAGGGAGUGUGCAAGGGACUGCCCGACUUUGAUGGCGUUCCUGGACGGGUUUGUGCCGAGUAA
Yarrowia lipolytica CLIB122 is the source of this 1629-nucleotide messenger RNA. RefSeq lists its product as uncharacterized. NCBI's taxonomy places the organism in Eukaryota, Fungi, Ascomycota, Dipodascomycetes, Dipodascales. The record is from RefSeq and is a predicted model, not a curated record.